CACAUAAUGUGAUCCUUAGAUAGAAGUCGGUCGCUCGCACAUCAUCUCAGAGUGGAAACGACACGAGACAGUGAGAGUACAGAUAGGGAAUAUUUUUGGGUCAUCAAUGGGAGAAGCUUGUUAAUAUUCACGACACCAACUAAGAAUGAAUUUAAUGUAAAAAUCUGUGCAUUUAUUUGUCACAGCUCGUUUCAAACGAACAUUUCAAGUCGCCAGGUGCUCUUGAAUCGGCUUGAUACAUGUUGAGAUGUCUGACUCCUUUGCCGAGCCCACGCUAACGUCGACACCGUUCCCAAAGAAGAGAGCCAGAAAGAGGAAGCAUGAUGUGACUGGGCCAAGUGAGAGCCUCUCCGUGUCAGAUGUGGUGGGGCCACGACUAGCGUCACCCCGGCCCAUGUUCAUGGUCAAGGCCAAGUGGUCUACAUCCGAGAAGAAACAGCUGAUCUCAGCACUGAGAGCAUGCCACUCGGAAGAAGAGCUGGAGAAGGUCUACAACAUGGUGCCGAGUCGAACUCGUAAGGAGGUAGCAGCCGAGGUGCUACGGCUGCGUCACUCAGUGGUCCAACAAGGGCCUGGCUUGCAGACACCUAUUGAAACAUGGCUGGACUUUGCUAUUGAGAUGGUGCACUAUGAGGAAGAGGACCUCUCUCGGAGCAUGGCGCGGGCCAUGUCUAUAGUAUCCAAUUACGAGGGCUUCCCACCACCCGAAGAUGCAAUGUCCCCCAACUAUAAACAACUCUACAAGUACCUCACAGCAGUUCUCAAUGGAGAUGAGCCCCCCAAGUUGUCUCCCUUAGAUUCUGCCGUGAUGCUGGACCUGAUGCACAGCCUGACGGACGUGCUGAGUACGACGGACACGAGGCUGCAGAGACAGGUGAUGAAGUGGAAGUUCUCAAUGUUGAACUGCAAAGUGGACAUCAAUAACUUGCAGGACUCCGCAGCCAGAACCCGUAGAGCCCUCUCUAAUGUAUUCCCCGAUGACUUUAACAUCUCUUCUCAGAAGAACGAGUCAGCUUCCACUGUGCCAGGCCCUGUACAACAGAAUCUUGCAACAACCGCGAUUGGACAAAGGGAGGCAACUCCUGGUCCUAGUGACACAAUCAGUGAGCCAAAGAGACAAAGGGAGGCAACUCAUGGUCCUAGUGACACAAUCAGUGAGCCUCCAAAGAGACAAAGGGAGGCAACUCCUGGUCCUAGUGACACAAUCAGUGAGCCAAAGAGACAAAGGGAGGCAACUCCUGGUCCUAGUGACACAAUCAGUGAGCCAAAGAGACAAAGGGAGGCAACUCCUGGUCCUAGUGAGGCUGUCAGCGAGCCUCCAAAGAAAGGCCCGGGGAGAGUAAGGAAGGGAGAGCCUCCGCUGGAGAAACCACAACUUUAUUCUCUCAAUCCAUUCUGUGUGCCGGUGGAGGUGCUCAAACUACGGUCAAAGAAAAGGUUACAGAAAUCGAGCCAUGUGCCUUUGUGAAUGCGUUUUUAUGUGUAAAUAAAUCAGUUUUUCCAAUUUUA
Molecule: messenger RNA, 1509 nt
Organism: Haliotis rufescens (red abalone)
Lineage: Eukaryota; Metazoa; Mollusca; Gastropoda; Lepetellida; Haliotidae
Exons: 9
Coding region: 248-1468 (406 amino acids)
Biological process (GO): snRNA transcription
Cellular component (GO): nuclear body
Molecular function (GO): RNA polymerase II general transcription initiation factor activity
Source: RefSeq, a predicted model, not a curated record